Messenger RNA from Pisolithus orientalis, 2328 nucleotides. Its product is annotated as glycoside hydrolase family 85 protein. The record is from RefSeq and is a predicted model, not a curated record. Gene Ontology annotation, cellular component: cytoplasm. The transcript has 7 exons. Gene Ontology annotation, molecular function: mannosyl-glycoprotein endo-beta-N-acetylglucosaminidase activity. Lineage: Eukaryota; Fungi; Basidiomycota; Agaricomycetes; Boletales; Pisolithaceae. The coding region runs from base 1 to 2328 and encodes 775 amino acids. Gene Ontology annotation, biological process: protein deglycosylation.
AUGCCCCUGCGUGGCGUAGGCCAUUCGAAACUGGUCGGCGACGAGGCACCCUUCUUUGAUUCUUUGGCAGAGCUCGAUGCUUGGUUCACGCAGCCUCACUCCAAGUUGGCGGGCGUCUUCCGGUAUCAGCCUCGUCCCCCAGUCAAAGGGCAAUCAGAUAACAGAGGGAAGUUACUGGUAAGGUAUGCCACGAUUAUAAAGUUGGUGACUCGUCGCAUCGGAGGCUACACCGAAUCACCGUCGGGGACCUGCUAUACCUUCAAUUUCUGGUCCCUGUGUGAUACAUUCGUCUACUUUUCACAUCAUCGCAUUACCGUUCCCCCUUCGGGGUGGAUUAACGCUGCUCAUAAGCAAGGCGUGAAAAUGUUGGGCGUUCUGAUAUUAGAACACUCAGAAUCAGAUACAGACGGCCUCAAACUUUUGCUAGGAAACGUUCCCAGCCUCUCCACCGGCUCAGACGCAGCGAGCGGAAGCAUCCGCCUGUCUGCGCACUAUGCAUCUUGCCUAGCCGAGCUAGCCUUUCAACGCGGUUUCGACGGGUAUCUGCUCAACUUCGAGUCUAGUCUCCCUGGCGGUGCCGAACAAGCUCGCGCUUUGACAGCAUGGAUCACCCUAUUGAGAGCAGAACUUCGCUCCAAAGUCGGAACCCACGCAGAUGUGGUGUGGUAUGAUAGCGUGAUCAUUAACGGAGAGUUGAGGUACCAAAACAGACUCAAUCAUCGCAACUUGCCAUUUUUCCUGGCUUCGGAUGCACUCUUCACCAACUACUUUUGGCCUCCUAAUUAUCCGGCACUUGGAGCAGGUUACUUUUUGUCCAUCGAUCCAGUCCUGUUGGGCAAUUCACCCAUAACUCGAAAUGUCCAAACGAGAGUGAAAACCCUUCAAUCGGUUUUGACGGGAGUUGAUGUCUGGGGCCGUAGUCAAUACGGUGGCGGGGGAUUUAACAGCUACAGAGCCAUUACCCACAUUGAUCCGCAAUCUCUCGGACUUAGCGUCGCACUUUUUGGACCGGCGUGGACCUGGGAAUCCGAACAGGACAAGCCCGGUUGGAAUUGGGAACAGUGGUGGGAUUACGAGCGUAAACUCUGGAUCGGCCCUUCUAACCCCGGCGAAACUGUACCGGUUCCCGACCCUCCGAAGCGCUCUGACAACCCUCCCUACAAUGAGGGCGCAUUCAAACCUCUGAGCGCAUUCUUCGUAAAUACGCCAUCCCCAGAUCCAGCAAAGUCUCCGUUCUAUACCUGUUUUUCCCCUGGAAUUGGUUGGUCCUGGUUCGUCGACGGCGUGAAUGUCUUGCAGACCGAGAAGGGCUGGACGGACAUUGACAAGCAGUGUUCUAUUGGUAAUCUUGCAUGGCCCACACCCACUUUGCAAUGGGAGGGCGACGGGAGGAACGAAGAUUUGCCCACCGCAUUGACCGCAUUUGAUAUGACGGACGGAUGGAACGGCGGUAAUACCUUGAAGGUUUCAGUCGCAUGUGGAGGCAGUGAUGCGGAGGAUGCGUUCUUCCGAUGCAUCUGGUUACCCGUUCAGUCUUUGACGAUUAGCGCUGGGAGGUCAUACGAAACCUGCAUUGCAUACAAACCCGGGUCGGACGAGACCGUCGACCUUGAUCUUGCUGUCAUGGUCAAACCUCUUUCCUUAGGGGAGGAAGGGGAAACCAAAUUGGAAGUCGGGCAAGCUAUUCUGACCGAUCUUCUGCACGGAUGGUCCAAGCAGGAAUUGACAUUCACCUCGACGUCAACAUCGGGUCCAAUAUCGAUCGCUGUUGGUCUCGUAGUUGGUUUCGUAGCUAAAGACCCUUCUUUGCCGUGCAACUUCGCAUUAUCGCUCGGCAAACUCGCAGUAUACCCCUCUCCACCAACUCCACCGAUAUCAGUAGGUUCUCCCCAUGUUUUCUGGGCCUGUUUCACUCCCGACUCUGCUACGGAUUCCUUAGCUAACUUGGUCGGCGUCUUGACUUGGGACACGGCACUCUCUCUCCCGCCAAUGCCUCCGAUUGACCCAUACAAAAAUCAUCCUGAAGACCCACGCCCUGCCUGGGUCUUAGACGACGCUCUACCCCAAUCCGUAUCUUUCCUGUACUUCAACGUCUACGUCACCACUUACGCAAGUGAGAUUGAUACGUCGGAUUUGCUCCCCACCACGUUCAUCGGCACCACUGGACUGGACGGGCGUGCCAACCGAUUUUACGUUGAACCGCAGUGCCUGCCUCAGGGGUUAGAACGGAAAAGGUGUCUCAGAUUUUAUGUGCAAGGCGUCACGAAUCUCGGCGAAGUUCUCCCUUGGGAGAGGUGUGCCUUUGUAGACUAUAUCAUCAAGCCAUGA